Molecule: messenger RNA, 621 nt
Organism: Aspergillus sclerotioniger CBS 115572
Lineage: Eukaryota; Fungi; Ascomycota; Eurotiomycetes; Eurotiales; Aspergillaceae
Exons: 1
Coding region: 143-538 (131 amino acids)
Source: RefSeq, a predicted model, not a curated record
CGUCCUUCGCCCAUUCGUCGUCUUCUUUUUUCGAUCUCUCUCCAACCUUCUUAUCCCGCUCACGGCAUGACUUUUCCAUCUUGUGCUGCAAUCCCCGCAUCUCCAUUUCUAGCUCUUUCUCGAUCCUGGCGUGCUUUGUCGGAUGGACGUACAUUUUUUUUGGCAGCCUGGUACUGUACUGUACUUUACGCAUCUCCUUCGCGAUCUUGGCAAAUUCUUUUGCUCCUUUUCCGCAUCCGUGGCCUUGUUUUGUCCUUUCUUACAACCUCUGUGUCGCUUCCUAUCGAGCUUCCUGAUUUGUUUGACCUCCUGCUUCUCUGCAAACGAGGCAUUCAUUCGUUUCAGAAAGUUGGUCUGUACCACGCGAUCAGGCAGACCGUCAAACUGUAAUGGAGCCACUAAGCCCUCCAACGCCUUCAAUCUCUGGAGCCUAAGAUCAACAGGCAUCAUCCUAGGUACUGGAGCUUCCCCUCCAUAUUCCUCUUGCAGCUGCGCGACGCGUCCCGGGUCGAUCUCGUCCAGAUCAUCUACAUUUUGAGCACCGGUAUGGGACAAUGACGAGGAAAGUACCGUGUCUGCUGCUCUUCGUUCAAGUCCACCUUGGCCAUCAUAUCCUUGGUG